Molecule: messenger RNA, 6930 nt
Organism: Oncorhynchus keta (chum salmon)
Lineage: Eukaryota; Metazoa; Chordata; Actinopteri; Salmoniformes; Salmonidae
Product: ninein-like
Exons: 30
Biological process (GO): microtubule anchoring at centrosome; centrosome-templated microtubule nucleation; centrosome localization
Cellular component (GO): pericentriolar material; ciliary transition fiber; mitotic spindle pole
Molecular function (GO): calcium ion binding
Source: RefSeq, a predicted model, not a curated record
ACCCCUUCCCCCCUGAAGAGCUUUUCAAAAUCUGAAAGGAGAGGCAGCAGGAUGCAGAAGGCAUUUUAGCCGUACUGAACCAGAACAAACCGUUUUGACAACGAAAUAAAAAAUGAAAGUAGGCCAACCGUGACACGCAACCCCAAAACAAGACGUUUAAUCAUCAAGUUUCGUUAUGUUUUUUUAUUUAGAAAAAAUACCAAAGACGGAACGUUGUUGGGAAACUUUGUAGCGGGCUCCCUAAAACACCAGAGAGGAGGAAUAGGCAUCCUCCGAGUCAGUGGAGUUGCUGUGGGGCAGGGUGCUGUCCUAUGGGAUGGAUGACGGCCAGCAGGAUCAGUACGAGGAGCGUCUGAAGGAGGUAUUUGAGACUUUUGACACCAGUGGAGCCGGGUUGCUGUGCCCCGAGGAGCUAUCCAGCCUGUGCCAGGCCCUGCACCUGGAGGAUGCCACCCCAACACUGCUACAUGCCCUGCUGCAGAACCAGGACCCACUCACUUACAGGGUUGAUUUUGACCAGUUCAAGAAUGCUUUAAUUCUGGUGUUGUCAACGACGACAGCAGUAGCAACGUCCAGUCAGGAGACAUGUGCACCGCCACAGCCGGACUCACCAGUCCAAGCUAAGUUUGUGCGGGGUAGUAAACGCUAUGGCCGGCGCUCUACACCAGAGUUCAUCGAGACCAUCGCAGACUUCUCAGAGGUGGUGAGCUCAGAGUCUACAGGGCAGCAGGAGCCAGAGGACCAUGACUCCACCGUACCGAGGAAACGUGAGCGCUGGAACGCUCAUGAAAGCAGUACGGACGAGUACGAGGCAGAUGGCCAGCUGCACCUGUGGAACCCUGAUGACCCCUCCACCCCGCGGGGCUCCACAGUGCCCCUGUCAGAUCGCCUGGAGGAGAGGUUACGACAGGCCUGUGAGGAGCUGGCUAUACCCUGGGAUGGAUGUGCCAGCCACCAUGAGCUACUGGCUCUCUGUGACCACCUGGGCCUGGAGGAGACUGAAGAUGUCCUCCAGGUUCUAAGUGGUGAUGAGGUCAUGAGCGUUCAGGCGUUUACUUCCUGGGUUCUGAACCAAGCAAAGCCCCCCACCCCGUCUGCCUCCACACCUUACAGACAGCUGAAAAGACUACACUCCUCACAGCCGUUUGAUGAGACGGGCCGUAGGACCAGCUGUAUGACCAGCUCCAUCAGGAUGUGUCUGUUCUCCACUCUGGACGAUGGGACAGGGUCCACUCCUGCCGAGGAUGUCCUGGAUGCCUGGAUGGAGGAAGGCAUCGAGAACAGCCCUGAGAUACUGCAGGCCUUGGAUUUUGACCUGGAGGGAAAAGUGAACCUCAGGGAGCUGACUGUGGCUCUGGAGAACGAGCUCCUCGUCACUAAGAAUGGGAUCCACCAGGCUGCACUGGCCAGCUUCAAGGCUGAGAUCAGAUACCUACUGUGACCAACCGUGACCCCCCACUCACGUGUUGAUCAUGAACGCAGAGAGAAAGAGAAGAUUCGCUCUGACCUGGACAAAGCCGACAAGUUAAAAACCCAACUGGCUGCCGAGGUGGACGAGCAUCACUCUGCCAUCGAACGCAUGAAUGACCUCAACCUCAGGAAGCUGGAGCAGGAACACAGGGAGAAGCUGGUGUCUGUCAGGUCAGAGCUCAUUAUAGAGAUGGACCAGAUUCAGCAGCAGAAAGAGAAACUGGAGGCAGAGAUGGAGAAGAUCAGAGACGACGAGACCUUCCUCAGAGACCACCUCUCACUCACUGUCAAGGAAAGUAGGUGUCUGGAGAUGGAGCUGCUGGUCAGCACUGAGAAACUGUUGGCGGCAGAAAGCCAAGUCCGCGAACUGCAGAAUAACCUGGAUAACAUCCUGAAGGAGAAGUUUGGGGACCUGGACCCGGGCAGUGCAGAGUUCUUCCUACAGGAGGAGCGUCUCGGACGGCUCCGCAGCAGCUAUGAAGAACAGUGCCGGGAGCUACAGGAUCGUAUUGACGAGCUUCAAGCAGAACUGCAGGAGUACCACAACUUGGGUCGAACCUCUCAGCCCUGUCUCAAACCCUCGCUCUCCGAGGAGCUGGGGAGUACGAGUCCUGGCAUGGAGUCAGACCCAGGCCUGGGCUUGGAGGAGGGCCAGCCAUUGUUCAACAUGAGUCUGGAGGCAGAGAUGAUGCUGGAGAGGCUGAAAGAGAAGCACCUCCAAGAGAUGGAGGCGCUACAGGCUCAGCUGGAGAACAAGGUGAGUGAAUUUGACCAGAAGGUGGAGGAGCAGAAGACGGACCUGGAGACCCAGAAGGCAGCCUUGUCUCUGCACUACAUGGAGGAGAUCCAGGCUCUACACAGUGAGAUGUCCAGCAGCCAGAACAGAGCCCUGGAGCUCCAGGCCCAGCUAGAGCAGGCAGAGGAGGAGCGGGCUGGCUUGGAGCAGAGGCAGGCUGGGGAGAUGGAAGAGCUGGAGCAACAGCAAGAGGAGGAAGUGAGCAGCCUGGAGCAGCAGCUCCGGGAGGCCCGCACCCAGGCUGCCUCCCUGGGGGAGCAGCUCCGGGAGGCCCGCACCCAGGCUGCCUCCCUGGGGGAGCAGCUCCUGGAGGCCCGCACCCAGGCUGCCUCCCUGGAGGAGCAGCUCCUAGAGGCCCGCACCCAGGCUGCCUCCCUGGGGGAGCAGCUCCUGGAGUCCCGCACCCAGGCUACCUCCCUGGGGGAGCAGCUCCUGGAGUCCCGCACCCAGGCUGCCUCCCUGGAGGAGCAGCUCCUAGAGGCCCGCACCCAGGCUGCCUCCCUGGAGGAGCAGCUCCUAGAGGCCCGCACCCAGGCUGCCUCCCUGGGGGAGCAGCUCCUAGAGGCCCACACCCAGGCUGCCUCCUUGGAGGAGCAGCUCCUAGAGGCCCACACCCAGGCUGCCUCCUUGGAGGAGCAGCUCCUAGAGGCCCGCACCCAGGCUGCCUCCUUGGAGGAGCAGCUCCUAGAGGCCCGCACCCAGGCUGCCUCCUUGGAGGAGCAGCUCCUAGAGGCCCAACAGGCGAAAGGUGAGUUGGGCCUGGACACAGAGAUGCAGGAGUUAAGGAAACUACAUGCCGCGGAACUCAACAAGCUGGACGAGGAGCACAAAGAAAUCCUUUUGACCAGGAUGGAAGAAGAGCGGGGGAAGCUACAGGAGGAGAGGGCGGAGGUGGAGAUGAGGCUGUUGGAGGAGUGGGAGAGGGAGAAGCUGGUGUUGCAGCAGAGCCACGAGGAGACAGUGAAGGCUGGGAUAGAGGAGGUGGAGAUGAGACUCAUGGAGGAGUGGGAGAGGGAGAAGGCUCAGUUGAACAAGCAGAGUAAUGAGUCGCUGCAGACCAUGUUAGAGGAGGCGAUGUUACGACUAGUCAAGGAGCAGCAGAACAGGGAGGCCAGGCUCACUGAGCAGUGGGAGCUGGAACGAGCUCGGCUUCAGCAGUGUCGUGAGGCGGCUCUCCUCACCAGGUUAGCCGAGGAGCGCCUGAAGCAGCAAGAGGAGACUGAGAGGAGGCUGAGGGAGGACUGGGACAGGGAGAGACUCCAGCUGGAGGAGGAAUAUGAGGGGGUGUUUCAGGAGCGGCUGCAGGAGGAAAGGCAGAGCCUAAAGGAGGCUCACAGACGGGCCAUGCAGGAACUGAGUGCCAAACACCAUGAGGAGAAGGAACAGCUCAGCAGUCUACUGGAUAAACUGCGGGAGGACAUCGCUGAGGAGAGGUGUGAGGUGGGUCGCCUAGUAGAGGAGAACCUUUUACUCACACAGAAGAUGUCAACGCUGAAGGAAGAGUACCUGAAAGACAGCCAGAAGGAGAUGCUCUUCAAACUGGAGCAUUUCAGGAAGGAGAAGAUUUCUGCGCAAAAGAAGGCAGAGAGUUUCAAGAGACAGAUCUCAGUGCUUCGUCUCCGCAGUCAGCAGCUGGAGGAUGAGAACGGGCUGUUGUCGGAGAAGAACGCCCAGAAUGCAGCAGGAGUGGAGGGGUUGAGCCAGCAGCUGGGGGAACUGCUCAGACAGAGUGAGAGACAGGAAGCUGUCAGAGGCCAGCAACGUACUGUACCGGAGGAUGAGAGGAUGAAGAUGGCAGUGUGUGUGUCUGCCCUGGAGGCGGAGCUAACCAACGCUGUGGAAGGGACUGUACUACUAGAGGAGGGCAAGGCCCAGCUGGUGCUACAACUCAAUACCCUCAGAGAUAAGGUAGCUAAGAUGGGGGCUGUAGAGUGCCGGCUCUCCUCCCUCCUGCAGGAGCGCAAGGCUUUGGAAAAACAAACCCGGGGAUUACGUAACCAGCUAGCCAAGUCUCAGGAGAGGAACCAGGUGUUGGAGGAAAGCCUGCAGUCUGACCCCCAAAGCGCCCGUCUCAAGUCAGACCUCCGCGUGUCACAGCAAGAGAAGGACGCCCUCAAACAGGAAGUGAUGUCACUGCACAAACAGCUGCAGAGCGGCAACGACAAGAACCAGGUUCUGGAGAUGGCCCUGCACUCCAGCGGAUACCAGAGCCAGCAAAAGAAGCUGUACCAGGAUGAACUGGCCAGGCUGGUGGAACAGGAACAGCAGCAGCUGAGGCAGGAGAACGAGAGGCUGACCAUGGAGCUCCACCACACCAGGGAAAAGCUGGAGGCAGCCAUCUUAACCGUGAAGCAGCAGAAACAGCAGGGCCAGUCCAGCGUGGGGAAGACAGUGGAACAGGAGAAGACUGCUCUGAAGAGAGAGCUGGACGUGAUGCAUCAGGAGCUACUCUCUGCUCAGAACAAGGUGUGUGAGGUUCAGCGAGAGCUGGACAGUCUACGUCAGGAGAAUGAGGGGCUGAAGACACAACAGGCUCCACUACAGGCCUGGCUUCUGGAGGCCCAGCUGGGUGGUCUGCUGCCCCCCUCCCCUCGCAGGAUGCCUGGUGAGUGGAGAGGACAACACUGCGAGAACGACCGCAACCCAGAGAACAUACAGGAUGAGAGGUCGAUGAUGAUAAUGAUGAAGAUGGAGGAGCGUAUGAGGGAAAUCGAACUGUCGCUGCAUAACGUCAAGCUGCUUCUCAAAGAGAAGGUCUCUCAACUGAAAGAUCAGCACCACAAGAACGGAAAAGCUGAUUCGUUGAUCAAGGACCUGUACGUGGAGAACGCCCAGCUGCUGAAGGCCUUGGAGAUGACCGAGCGGAGACAGAAAGUAGCAGAGAAGAAGAACUAUCUACUGGAUGAGAAGAUCUCCAGCCUCAACAAGAUAGUCAGAGACCUGAGCCCCUCACCCCUACCCACAAUGCCCUACCAUUUCACCUGUUCCUCACACUCCACCUGAGCCCCUCACCCCUACCCACAAUGCCCUACCACUUGACCGGUCCCUAAGACUAUACCUCACCCCUACACCCAGUCCCCUCACCCCUACACCUAAUCCCCUACCCCCAGUUCCCUACCACUUGACCGGUCCCUAAGACUAUACCUCACCCCUACACCCAGUCCCCUAAUCCCCUACCCCCAGUUCCCUACCACUUGACCCUUUCCUAUAAUAACACAUUACAUUUUGUAGAGCGCUGUUCAUUUCCAGACGUAAAUCUCAAAACUCUUUACAGAGAAAUCAUUCAAAGAAAAAAAGCUUUAGUGAAAGGACUAAAAACAUUAGGUGAGAUGUUAAGAUGCUUUACUUUAUUAAUUCAACCAUUUAAAAACACUAAAAAACACGAACACACACAACAAAAACAAGCCAUACAUGCACAUGAGUGAAAUCAUGGAGAAUAACACACAAUAAAGUGUGGGACUUAUUUCCAUUGUGGUCCUUUAUUUAUUUUUUUUACCUUUAUUUAACUAGGCAAGUCAGUUAAGAACAAAUUCUUAUUUACAAUGACGGCCUUGUUUAGGGGCAGAACGACAGAUUUGUACCUUGUCAGCUCGGGGGUUUGAACUUGCAACCUUCCGGUUACUAGUCCAACGCUCUAACCACUAGGCUACCCUGCCGCCUCUACACUCUAACCACUAGACUACCCUGCCAUGUCCUCUUGAAACAAGUGUUUUUCUGCGUUUCUUUGGGACUGCAAGGAGUCUUUGAGCAUUUGACCGGAGUGAACCUGAAGACUGUUUGAGGCUGAGGAGUUCACUGAGUUAUUGGGGACCAGAGGCAUUGAGGGUUUUUGAAGAGUAACGGGAGGGUUUUAAAGUUGGUUUUGAAUUGGGUGGGUAGCCAGUGGAGGCUAGAAUGGGGGUGAUGGGGGCAGAUCUCCAGGUUCCUGUGCGGCGCUGUUCUGCACAAUCUGCAUCCUAUGGAUGCUUUUUGAUGGGGAGACCAUCAAGGAGGGCAUUGCAGUCAUCGAGUCGGGAGAUGACGAGGGAGAUGACGAGGGAGAUGACGAGGGAGGUGACGAGGGAGGUGACGAGGGAGGUGACGAGGGAGGUAACCAGGGAGGUAACCAGGGAGGUGACGAGGGAGGUAACAAGAGAGGUGACGAGGGAGGUAACCAGCAGGUUUGGAGAGAACAGGUGAUGUUUCUCAGGUGAAAUAAUUCUUUUUUUUUUGCAGACCUAUUUUUUUUGUCUGAGAAAGUGAGGGAUCCAGAAAGUAGGAUGGAGUGGCCGCCAAAGACUACACUCUACCUGAGCCUACCUAUGCCCUACCUGAGCCUACCUAUGCCCUACCUGAGCCUACCUAUGCCCUACCUGAGCCUACCUAUGCCCUACCUGAGCCUACCUAUGCCCUACCUGAGCCUACCUAUGCCCUACCUGAGCCCACCUAUGCCCUACCUGAGCCCUACCUGAGCCUACCUAUGCCCUACCUGAGCCUACCUGUGCCCUACCUCCAGUCCCCUAGCAUUUCGCUACAAUCGUAAUAACAUCUGCUUUCCAUGUGUAUGUGACCAAUAAAAUUUGAUUUAUUACCUAUCAACUGGUCUUAUUGUAGCAGCCAGGUGUGUGCGAGACAGGUGUGUGCGAGACAGGUGUGUGCGAGACAUGUGUGUGCGAGACAGGUGU